Mauremys mutica (yellowpond turtle) is the source of this 2731-nucleotide messenger RNA. RefSeq names its product cyclin and CBS domain divalent metal cation transport mediator 4 (gene CNNM4). The coding region runs from base 1 to 2367 and encodes 788 amino acids. The record is from RefSeq and is a predicted model, not a curated record. The transcript has 7 exons. Gene Ontology annotation, biological process: magnesium ion transport; magnesium ion homeostasis. Gene Ontology annotation, molecular function: sodium ion transmembrane transporter activity; magnesium ion transmembrane transporter activity. NCBI's taxonomy places the organism in Eukaryota, Metazoa, Chordata, Testudines, Geoemydidae. Gene Ontology annotation, cellular component: plasma membrane.
AUGGCGCCGGGCUGCGGCGGGGGCGCGGCGGCGGCGGCGCUGCGGGCGCUGCUGGGGCUGGCGCUCGCGCUCCCCCUGGCGGCGGGGCCGGGCCCGCCCGGCGGCAGCAGCAGCAGCAGCAGCAGCAGCAGCGUGAUCUUGGGCAUGCGGCUGGAGCGCACCAGCAAGCCGGCGGCCGCGGCGCCCGACGGGGGCGUCAUCCAGGUGACCGAGGGCAGCCAGGUGCAGCUGCGGCUCUUCGGGCUGGACAUCGGGCCGCACACCGGGGCCCUGGUGGCCUUUGCCGAGCUGGGUGCCCGGGCCGGUGCCAACGCCAGCGCCCGCGCCGACACCGACACCAACACCAGCUGCCCCGUGCACACCCAGGACCUGGUGGUGCGGCCCCACAUGGACGACACGCGCAAUACCUCGGGGGUGCUGCAUGUGCGGGUGCAGCCCCUGCGCAAGAACGAGCAGGCCAAGAUCUACGUGCUGUGCACCAAGCACGGCCCUGGCCAGCCCUGGCUGCGGCACGAGGGCAGGGACGGCCGCCUCAUGGUGCUGGAGGAGAAGAAGUCGCUGCUGCCCCUCUGGUUCCAGAUCAUCCUCAUCCUCUGCCUCCUGGUGCUCUCCGGCAUGUUCAGCGGCCUCAACCUGGGCCUCAUGGCGCUGGACCCCAUGGAGCUGCGCAUCGUGCAGAACUGCGGCACCGACAAGGAGAAGCGCUACGCCCGCAAGAUCGAGCCCAUCCGCAGGAAGGGCAACUACCUGCUCUGCUCCCUGCUGCUGGGCAACGUGCUGGUGAACACCACCCUCACCAUCCUGCUGGACGACCUGAUAGGCUCCGGCUUUGGCGCUGUCAUCGCCUCCACCAUUGGCAUCGUCAUCUUCGGCGAGAUCGUACCGCAGGCGCUCUGCUCCCGGCACGGCCUGGCCGUAGGCGCCAACACCAUCGGCAUCACCAAGUUCUUCAUGCUGGUGACGUUCCCCCUCUCCUUCCCCAUCAGCAAGCUCCUGGACUGCAUCUUGGGCCAGGAGAUCGGCACCGUCUACAACCGUGAGAAGCUGGUCGAGAUGCUGAAGGUGACAGAGCCCUACAACGACCUGGUCAAGGAGGAACUCAACAUGAUCCAGGGAGCGCUGGAGCUCCGGACUAAGACAGUGGAGGAUGUCAUGACCCCACUCCACGAUUGCUUCAUGAUCAACAGCGACGCCAUCCUGGACUUCAACACAAUGUCAGAGAUCAUGGAGAGCGGCUACACCCGCAUCCCCGUCUAUGAGGAGGAGCGCUCCAACAUCGUGGACAUCCUCUACGUCAAGGACCUGGCCUUUGUGGACCCGGACGAUUGCACCCCCCUCAAGACAAUCACCAAGUUCUACAACCACCCAGUCCAUUUUGUCUUCCACGACACCAAGCUAGAUGCUAUGCUGGAGGAGUUCAAAAAGGGCAAAUCGCACCUGGCCAUCGUGCAGAAGGUGAACAGCGAGGGAGAAGGUGACCCCUUCUACGAGGUGCUGGGGCUGGUGACGCUGGAGGACGUCAUCGAGGAGAUCAUCAAGUCGGAGAUCCUGGACGAGUCGGACAUGUACACUGACAACCGUACCCGGAAGCGUGUGGCCAACCAGAAGAACAAGAGGGAUUUCUCUGCCUUCAAGGACUCCGACAGCGAGCUCAAGGUGAAGGUCUCGCCCCAGCUGCUCCUGGCCGCGCAUCGCUUCCUUGCCACGGAGGUGACGCUCUUCAUGCCGACCCUCAUCUCGGAGAAGAUCCUGCUGCGGCUUCUCAGACACCCCGACGUCAUCCACGAGCUCAAGUUCGACGAGGAGAACAAGAAAUCACCCCGGCAUUUCCUGUACCACAGGAACAAGCCGGCCGACUACUUCAUCCUCAUCCUGCAGGGGAAGGUGGAGGUGGAGGCUGGCAAGGAGAACAUGAAGUUUGAGACAGGAGCCUUCUCCUAUUACGGUGUGAUGGCGCUGAGCCUGCCCCCCGCGCAGGAGCUGCGCUCCCCGUCCCACAUGAGCAGCCUGAACCGCUCAGCGUCACUCAGCAACCCCGAGCGCUCGGACUCCAUCUCCUCCCCCAUCAGCGGCAGCAGCAACCAGCUCAACGUGUGCACCAGCCCCCAGUACAUCUCCGACUUCAGCGUCCGUGCCCUCAUGGACCUGCAGUUCGUCAAGAUUACGCGCCAGCAGUACCAGAACGGCCUGAUGGCCUCGCGCCUGGACAGCUGCCCUCAGUCUCCGGACAGCGGUGCCCCCAAAAUGGACACCAGCUUGACGGAAAAGGCGGAGUCCUCGGUGGCCGACGAGACCACCAGCCUCCUGAAUGAGAGGAACUGCCUGAACCUCAGGAGCAGCCACAGUCCCCAGGAGAACUCCAUCUGAGCCUGGCACCAGGGCAACGCCGGCGCCCCCGCCAGGACACUUUGCACCCUUCGGGGUGGGGAGCCUUCCCCCGCGUCCAAAUAGCUCUGUCUAGAGAUCCCCCCCUCUAUGAGAUGCUUUGAUCGCCCAGGGCAGCCCCUGCUGCCAGCGUUGGUGAGGAUGUGGGUUCGUGGCACUGUGGCCACGCCGGGAUGCAAAAGGGAAUCCCCUACCCCUUCCCCAAAAAUGGGCUCUGGAGCUAUUGGAUCCCAGGGACCAACUUUACCUCGGCCUGGGCCAGGCGUGGGCUAGGGGCAGGGAGGCUCACUCCGCAGAGGAUUUAUAAAGGGAGCCCAUUGGCUGCUGUUUCUAAACUGGCUUUUAU